GAGAUGCAAUACACUAUAUAUAUGCCUCUACGAACCCUAGACCUCCUCUCCCUCUUCCUCCAAUUUCUCUUCUGGUGAGCUUCCCUUCUCUCAACAUUUUCAAUCUGAGUGCUUCGAUCGAUCAGAAGGUAGAUUAAUAAGUGCAGUAUAUAUUAGUUCUUUGAGAUGGAAGGAGAGAGCAGCGUCGUUCCACCGGGUUUCAGGUUUCACCCCACAGAAGAAGAGCUGGUGGGUUACUACCUUGCGAGAAAGGUAGCUUCUCAAGAGAUUGAUUUAGAUAUCAUUCAAGAUGUCGAUCUUUAUCGAAUAGAACCUUGGGAUCUUCAAGAUAAGUGCAAGCAUGGAGUACAUGAGGAGCAAAAAGAAUGGUACUUCUUUAGCUUCAAGGAUAGGAAGUAUCCAAGUGGGACGAGGACGAAUAGAGCUACUUCGGCUGGAUUUUGGAAGGCAACCGGUCGAGACAAGCCGGUGUUAUCGAAGUUUAGGGUAAUAGGGAUGCGCAAAACGCUUGUCUUCUACAAGGGAAGAGCACCAAAUGGGAAGAAAACAGAUUGGAUCAUCCAUGAAUAUCGUCUUCAAUCCAAUGAAAAUGACCCAACUCAGGAAGAAGGAUGGGUUGUUUGUAGAGCAUUCAAGAAACCAAACCCCAAUCAAAGGCCUAAUUUGGACAGUUUCGGGCACAAUUACUAUCCGAAAUCUGUUCUUGAACACACUCAAUCAGGAUAUGAAACUCUUGAAUUCAUUGUGUCUUCUUCACAAAGAGUAGCAUUUUGUGGGAAAGGUUUCCAUCACAAGGAUGAAUUGCCUCAAUCUAAGAAAGAUAAUCAUGACGAUGAAGUCCUUCAUCACAUUCAAGAACUGUCCAAUGAAUUGUUUGAUUCUAAUAAAGAAUCUCAAGAUGAUCAGGUUCUGCAGAUUCCCUGGCUCAUACCAAAGUUGUCAUCAGAUGAAUUGCUUGAUUCUAACAAAGAUAACCAUGAUUACGUUCUUCGUGUUGCGCGAUCAUCAGAUGAAGUAAGUUCCUCUUCAAGCUUAUGGUCUAGAGAACAAUUUGAAGGCAAUAUUGUGGGCAGUACUGAGCUUGAUGCCAAGGAUAAUAGUCAUGGUCAAUUUGUUGAUUGGAAACUGAUUGAUAAGUUACUUUCCUAGAAAUACAAUUUCAGCUAAAUGUGAUUAAAGCACCAAAAGUUCAACCUUUGAAGGUUGUUUUGAGGGAUUAUAAUGUUCGAACUUUCAUAUUGGUAAUUCUAUUGAUUAAUG
Molecule: messenger RNA, 1260 nt
Organism: Zingiber officinale
Lineage: Eukaryota; Viridiplantae; Streptophyta; Magnoliopsida; Zingiberales; Zingiberaceae
Product: NAC domain-containing protein 37-like
Exons: 4
Coding region: 166-1149 (327 amino acids)
Biological process (GO): regulation of DNA-templated transcription
Molecular function (GO): DNA binding
Source: RefSeq, a predicted model, not a curated record